Molecule: messenger RNA, 3105 nt
Organism: Polistes dominula (European paper wasp)
Lineage: Eukaryota; Metazoa; Arthropoda; Insecta; Hymenoptera; Vespidae
Gene: Ttd14
Product: TRPL translocation defect 14
Biological process (GO): photoreceptor cell maintenance
Molecular function (GO): phosphatidic acid binding; phosphatidylinositol binding; GTP binding
Source: RefSeq, a predicted model, not a curated record
ACAUACGUCAUAACAUUCAUGCAAAUACAUUUUGGCUUUGCUCGUGCGCAUCGAUUUUGCGCAUUUGCGAGAAUUCGGCUAAAUUCGUUUGUCAUUCGGCUUCUGUCGUCGAGCUAAGGGUGCAUGAGCGUGGAAGGUUAGUGCAACGGGACUUAUUUCGAGCCGUGUGUUCGUUGUUUCAAGUUCGCGACGAGAACGGUGAUAUCGUUUUCGUCAUAAUACUUUUUAACGUAUUUGUCUCCUUAGAGAUCUGCACUCAUGCAUUCGAUGCAUUCAACUAUAAUACAUUUCGACAUGUACGACGAUGUGUUGAUCUAGUAUUUAUUGCAUUUGUGAAACAACGAGACGCCAUUCACGUGUCAAACGUCGCGAAACCAGAAUUGGAUGUAGGAAGUGCUACAACUCCCGUGGCUUAAGAAAUUUCGAAACAAAAUAUUAUUUGAAAAAGGAUUCCCUUCAUUCGCAAUGGAACAGAAGAGGCUGUACAAAUUAGUACUCACAGGAGGACCUUGCGGUGGAAAAACAACAGGACAGGCACGGCUGUGUACUUUCUUCGAAAAUAUGGGAUGGAAAGUGUUCCGUGUUCCCGAGACAGCGUCCGUGCUGCUCAGUGGUGGCAUCAAGUUUUCAGAGCUGAACGCCGAGGAAGGAUUCAAAUUUCAGGAGAAUCUAUUACGUACGAUGAUCCAGAUUGAAAAUACGUUCUUUCAAUUAGGCGAAAGUUGCUCAAGAAAUUGUCUUAUAAUUUGUGAUCGUGGUGCAAUGGAUGCCUCGGCAUUUAUCUCGAAAGACGAAUGGGAAUUGAUGAUGGCUUCAAAUGGUUGGAACAACGUAGAAUUAAGAGAUAACCGAUAUAAUCAGAUCAUCCAUAUGGUGUCAGCAGCAAACGGAGCUGAAGAUUUUUAUUCAACCGAAGAUCAUGCUUGUCGCUCGGAAGGUGUUGAACUUGCUAGAGAAUUGGAUUACAAGGCCGCAGCAGCUUGGGUCGGUCAUCCUUACUUCGACGUGAUCGACAAUUCGCAAGAUUUUGAAAUAAAACUCUGUCGUAUGAUAGAAUGUGUUUGCCAGAAAUUAGGCAUUGAUACUGGAGAUCGAUUACGUUCUAGCAGUCGUAAAGUUAAGUUCCUCGUAAAAGAUCCCCUACCAUUAGACUCCGAAUUUCCGCCAUAUCAGGAUUUCGAUGUCGUACAUAACUACCUCCAAAGUAAUAAUCCAAAAAUGCAAGCACGUUUGCGAAAGCGUGGUCAAAAGGGUCAUUGGUCUUACAUACAUACCAUCCGAAGACCAAAAAUGUGUGGUCAAGUAAUUGAGGUAAAGACCCAAUUAACACAUAGAGAUUAUUUAAAUAUGUUAGCACAACGUGAUGAUUCACACUUUACUAUCUUCAAAAGGCGACGUUGUUUCCUUAUCAAUAAUCAGUAUUUUCAGUUGGAUAUAUAUAAAGAACCGGCACAUCCAAGAUGCCGAGGUCUCAUGUUACUCGAAACUUAUACGGCAUUGACGGGAGACCAGUUAAAAAAUAUUCUACCACAGUUCCUCACUAUAGAGAAGGAAGUCACUGGGAAUCCUGAUUAUAGCAUGUUUAAUCUUAGUUUGCGAGAAGAAUGGAAUACCACAAAUAAAUAUUGCCACAAUUUAAAUGGUUUACCACCAGGUACUUGGAUGUUGGAAAAUGAGAAUCUUAAUCUUUCAGACAUGAAAGAUUCUUCUGAAACUAGGAAUCAAGUUAACGGAGCCGAUGUCAGAAUCGGUGGUAUAAAACAUGAUGUAAAUAAUGUUAUCAGCGUAGUACAGAAUGGUGUUAGUAGAGUAGCAAACGGAGAUCGAUAUAAAUAUUUCGAUCAGAAUAAUGUAAAGACUAAUCAAGAGAGUCAAAAGCGUACAUAUGACACUCCGACGAAAAAGAUAAAUGAAUUACCACAAGAAAAGAAAGAUGGCAAACUUAAUAAAAAUGUCUUUCAUGAUAAUGUAAAAGUAUAACAGUAACAAUAAAGAAUAAAAAAAAAAAAAAAUGAAGGAGAGGAAAAGAGAAAGGAAAAAUAAUUUCUAGAAAAAAAAAAAAAAAAGAUGUAAUAUAAAUUUGAUUGGCAUUGACUAAAUUACACAAUAUAUAAGGACAAAUUUACAUAAUAAAUUUUAUUUUUUAAUCGAACAUACGUGUUACACAUUUGGAUAUCUUCCAUUAAGAGAAUGUAUUUAAGGAUUUAAUCGUUAUUUGUUAAUCUUGUUGAUCUAUAUCAACAAGUGAUAUGUCUAUCGAAAUACCAAGUAUUUAUAUACUUAAGAAAGGUUUCUUCGUCUCCUUAGUUUCCUAUGCAUCCUUCUACCUAAAGUAUUGUCUUGAUUCUUAAUUAAGAAAAUUACUAUGAAUGAUUGUGAUAAAGGUUUAUAUAUAUUUAUAUAUAAUCUACGACAUAUAAAAAAAAAAUGAAGUAUAAUUAUUUUAAAUAGAACAUACAAUCAACACGAAGUUAUACCCUUCUCAAUAAAAUCUUUAGUCGAUUUUUUCAAAGUACAUUAAAUUUUUCCAAAUAAAUGUCUACAAACUUGUGAAGAAAAUCAUUGAAAAAAAACACAAUUUUCAAGAUACUUCUAUUGUAACUUUUCAAUUUUAAAUAAUAGCGUUAGAAUAUUAAAUGGUAGCUUAAUUUACGGAUGAUAUGUGGUGGUAUUAAUUAUUAUACGUAUAUAUGUGACUCUCUUCAGUCGAUUGUAAUAUGCACAUUGCUUGUCUAAUUAUUAUCUUCUAGAUUAAAAAAGAUAAAAGUAAAAAAGGUCGUGGAAAAAAAUACGUUUUAACGUAAUAUACGGAAAUUACGUAUUUAGAGCAUAACAAAUUUAAAACUUAUCAAUACUUAAAGCGGGCACAUAACCCGUAUCAAUAGGUUUACAAAUUGUAUAUAUAUAUAUAUGAUUUUACUACUUGUCAAAAAAAUUUCUGUGAUUAAUUGCAAUGGUAUGACUGAGUUAUAGCUUUUAUGAAACAUCAUAAUUUAUUAUAUGGUGUAUAUCAAACAGAUUUAAGAGUGUCGAAUAGCAAUGGCAUGAUGUACGAAUUCUUGUUUUUUUUUUUUUUUUUGAAUGGGGAGGAAAGAGAAAUUAAAA